AUGGGGGAAUCGGAUUAUAAGUCUGCCCCUAGCUCUAUCAACGAGGGCUCGCCUCUCAUGGUUGCCACUUCCCCUGCAGACAGACGUGGUGGACACCCUCUUGCCGGUGCGGAUGAGCCGUCUAAGAAUGCAUUGUACAUGUGUCUUUUGACUCUGUCUAUUGGUGGACUUCAGAUUGUUUGGUCUGUUGAACUUUCUAAUGGAUCGCCAUUCCUUCUAUCCCUCGGGAUGAGCAAGUCGCUUCUUGCCUUUGUUUGGAUAGCCGGUCCCUUGACGGGUGCGCUGGUACAACCAUACAUCGGUAUUCGAAGCGAUAACUGCCGGCUCGCGUGGGGUAAGAGGAAACCAUUCAUGGUUGUUGGAGGCGCGGCAACGGUCGUUUCGUUGCUAGCUCUAGCAUGGGUGAAAGAGAUUGUGGGGGGCUUUCUGUCUAUAUUCGGUGUUGAAUCAACAUCUGCUGGAGUCAAGGUCGUUAUCAUUAUCAUGGCAACGAUUUUCAUGUAUUGCCUUGAUUUUUCCAUUAAUACAGUGCAAGCUGCAAUCAGAGCAUUCAUUGUCGACAAUUGCCCUACCCACCAGCAGGAGCUGUCCAACGCUUGGGCUAGUCGUAUGGUCGGCAUUGGCAACAUCUUGGGGUAUAUCUUUGGCUACAUGGACUUGCCGAAAGUUGUCCCUUCCUUGGGAAAUACCCAGUUCAAGGUUCUUUGUGUACUGUCCUCGGUCUUUCUGGGCGCAACUCUUGCCAUUAGUUGCGUCUAUAUUAAAGAGCGGGAUCCCCGAGGGGACGGACCUGUGACCGACAAGCUAGGCGUUAUCUCUUUUUUCAAAAAGGUCAUCAAGUCUAUUCGGAACUUGCCGACACAGAUCUCCCGUGUCUGUCAUGUGCAGUUCGCAGCGUGGGUGGGCUGGUUCCCAUUCCUGUACUACUCCACGACCUACAUCGGGCAGCUGUACGUCAAUCCCGUUUUCGCAGAUAAUCCCCAUCUCUCCGAGGGUGAGGUCGACAAGGCCUGGGAAGAUGCUACUCGCAUCGGGACACUAGCUCUGCUCAUCUAUGCUAUCAUCUCCUUCCUUGCCAAUAUGUUGCUUCCCCUUUUCGUGGUUCCGUUAUAUGGACCGGCGCCAGAAACUGUUUCGCAACGGGAUUCUCUAGACGGGGGUUCCGAUGAUGAGGCAGAACCAGCUGCAAGAAGACUGUCAUUUUCAAGUAUGCCGACGGGAAAUCCAUCCGAACCUCUGCUCGACGCUGUUCCAAUCGCACAGGACACCGAAGGGAAACCGACUUGGCUUUCACGUCUGCGCAUCCCAGGCCUGACUCUUCCGCGAGUCUGGCUCCUCUCCCACCUCCUCUUUGCAGCGUGCAUGUUCAGUACUUUCUUCAUCUACUCUCACCAAGCCGGGUCGGUACUUGUGGGCAUUAUCGGCAUCUCCUGGGCUGUAGCGCUGUGGGCACCCUUCGCUCUUAUCGCGGCGGAGGUAGCUAGGAUUGAUCCUUCUAGACAAAAUGAUUCCCGCACAGCCCCGUCCACCUAUGACGAACAUGAAGCUGAGGCCCAGGACGAGGGUCCUGGUGAACAUAACAGUGUUGGAGGCAAUGACAUUGAGCAUGGACACCCGAAGAACCAUCGCGAUGGUGAUGUUGCACAGGCGGGUAUUAUUCUUGGACUGCAUAAUAUGGCUAUUUCUCUACCCCAGAUCCUGUCUAGUCUUGUCUGCAGUGCUAUCUUCAAGGCAUCUCAGAAGCAAAGAGGAGAGCCGUGGGAUGAUAGUGUGGGCUGGGUACUACGGUUUGGUGGAUGUGCUGCGUUGGUGGCUGCAUGGUUGACUAGACGGGUUUCGGAUGGAUCAAGAUAG
Penicillium verrucosum is the source of this 1854-nucleotide messenger RNA. Its product is annotated as putative sucrose transporter. The transcript is spliced from 4 exons. Bases 1 to 1854 code for a protein of 617 amino acids. The record is from RefSeq and is a predicted model, not a curated record. Gene Ontology annotation, molecular function: sucrose:proton symporter activity. NCBI's taxonomy places the organism in Eukaryota, Fungi, Ascomycota, Eurotiomycetes, Eurotiales, Aspergillaceae. Gene Ontology annotation, cellular component: membrane.